ACAAGUCAACGAUGUGACUAAUUAAAGUACCUGAACAAAUUUUAGAUGGCGUUUUCAAAGCCAGUAAGUCCAGGUGUUGUACCGGACGUACCAGUCAUAGCCCAGCAUUAUUUAGUGUGUGACACUGAAGACUGUGAGAACAACUGCCAGUUUUACUGCAAUCCUUGUCACCAAAAGUUGUGUGAACAAUGCAGCAAUGAACAUCAGAAGAGUCCGGCCACUAAAACUCAUGAAGUAGUCCCUUACCGACAACGUAUACGAAAGUUUCCUCUCGAGAAAUGCAAAGAUCAUCCGUCUAAAGAUAUUGACAUGAUUUGCGAAAACUGUCAGGUUGCAGUAUGUUCCAAAUGUUCGAUAAAAGACCACCGAGGGCACACUUUUGACGACCUAGAGACAAUUUAUUCAAAGAACUUUACUCUCUGCCUCGACGAAAUCUACAACGUAAAUCAAUAUUAUCUCCCAACCUCACAAGAUUUGAAAAGAGAUAUUAAAGAAGAUAUUUUGAAAUUGAGAGCGUGUAUAGAGAAAAUAAGAGCAUCCAUAAAAGCUGAAGCAGAGUCAGUUAAACGUCUAGUGGAAAAAGCGAUGUCGGACAAUUUAGAACAAGCCAACGAAAUGGAGGAGACCCUAUUGGAAAAGCUACAGAGUCAAGACAAAGCCUAUGACGAAUACAAUGGUUACCUUGAAAACCUUGUAAAAAAGUUCCAGGGCUACCUGUCUUAUGAUAAAGUUCAAAACAAUUCAAUCCUUUUUUCUCUCUCAGAAGUACUUAAUAUUAAUCCCAUACCUAAGUCGACAGAACCUGUUUAUCCAGUAUUUACUGCUGCUGGUCAAUACAGCAAGAAUGAUGUCGCUAAACUACUGGGUACAGUAAUUGUUCCCACCACUAAACCAGCAUCUAGAAAAAUAAAACCAAUGGACAUUACUUCAACAGAGUUGAAACCUACAAGAAAACUGAAAGAAGCGGACGGAGAUGAAUUAGAAGAAAAUCAAAAACUUUCUCUGUCUUCCUCUGUCACCAACGUCAAAGAGUACAUAGUCCCAGGUGUUAAUGGUGUAUAUCAUAUAUCAGGAGGUAAAUCAGGCAUACUUUGGGCCAGUGAUGCAAGUGGCAACCUUGUUCAAACUGAUCUACAGGGGAAACAGCUACAGAUGAGAAAAACAAGCGGUAAAGAUGAAGGCUACCACACAGUCACACAGGACGGGGAUCUGAUCUUUACAGACAGAAAGAAAUGUAUCAUCAACAGAAUAACGCAUGAAAAAACAAUUGCUGAAUUCAUUACAACGAGAAGGUGGGUACCACUCAGCAUACAUACAUCUCAUAUUAAUGGGGAUAUACUGGUUGGAAUGACCACGUGCAAGUAUUUGAAUGGUAUGGUCGCCAGGUACAACAAAACAGGAAACGAAAUACAGAGCAUAGAGAGGGACAACAAAGGACAGGAACUGUAUAGUGGAUAUCCACACUACAUCACGGAAAACAUCAACGGUGAUAUCUGUGUAUCAGACUAUUGCAAUCAAGCUGUGAUAGUGGUGAAUAAAUCAGGACAACACAGGUUUUCCUAUACAGGUCAAGAGUCAGAUAUUCUUCCCUCUGGUAUCUGUACUGAUAUCCUCGGUCACAUCAUUGUCUCUGAUAUCAACAGUAAACCAGUUCAUCUUCUGGAUCAGGACGGUCAAUUGUUAUCUCUUCUAGAUACGUCCCAAAAAGGUAUAGAGAAUCCGCUUUGUGUGUGUGUGGACGAUGAUAACAAUCUUCAUGUAGGACAUGGUGACACUAACACAGUGAUAGUGUACAAAUAUCUUCAAUGAGCAUCAUUUGUAAGAGCAGCAUUCCUACUAGCCUAUAUUCAUCGGUAUGCCACUGAAAUCAAACUCGAUUAAACAUAAACUGAAAUUCCUUUUGUCAAGAGAUCUAUAUCAAUUGAGUGUCAUUACAGGUGAUUCAUUUGUGCUCACAAUGAAAAGUAGAUGUAAUGAACGCAAUAUAUUAAAACUUUUGCAUUAUCAUAUGUAAAAUGUUUUACAUGUAUAUUUCAACUAAUUGGUCUGAUUAUUGUUAUAUCUUUUACAUUGCAAUUCAUUUUCAGAUGUCAGAUUUUUAAGGAAACUGUAUCACUUAUCAGAAUUCAGAAGGAUUUUACAUAAAAGAAUAUUGUAUUAUAUGGUCAACAUAUACCUUUUCUAUGCAUACUGAAAUGCAUCAGUUAAAUCAAUACUUGAACUUAUCUUCCAUCUAGGAAACAAGAUAGGUUUUAUCAUUCCAUCUAAAAUUCAAUUUCAAAUUAUUUAAACAAGUAUCAAAAACCGAAAAUUAGAAAAUUAAAUGCUUAUAUAAAAAAAACAAUUUUAAACCCUUAAUGUGAAAGUUUUAGAAUCAAGGUAAAAAAAAGAAAAACGAAAAGCAUUUUCCCAAAAUUUAUAUAAUUGAUAUAAACUUCAAAUAUCAAAAGUUGAAAAAUAAACCUUUUAAAGGAUAAGAUUUAAAUUUAAAAAUGGCCAGAGGAGGAACAAAAUUUGAGUAUAAAGUUCAGUUGCCAGGAUGUCAACGGAAAGCACCC
This is a messenger RNA of Magallana angulata, 2558 nucleotides long. RefSeq lists its product as uncharacterized. Lineage: Eukaryota; Metazoa; Mollusca; Bivalvia; Ostreida; Ostreidae. Bases 46 to 1809 code for a protein of 587 amino acids. The transcript has a single exon. Gene Ontology annotation, molecular function: zinc ion binding. The record is from RefSeq and is a predicted model, not a curated record.